Triticum dicoccoides is the source of this 1056-nucleotide messenger RNA. RefSeq lists its product as uncharacterized. NCBI's taxonomy places the organism in Eukaryota, Viridiplantae, Streptophyta, Magnoliopsida, Poales, Poaceae. The transcript has 2 exons. Bases 70 to 609 code for a protein of 179 amino acids. The record is from RefSeq and is a predicted model, not a curated record.
UCAUCAGAGACGGGCGUGUGGAGCGUGCCAGUGUGUCUUGACAAGAGCUGUGAAGUCUUUACCCAGCAUAUGCGAGAGGGGCUUGCAGAUAGGCCAUACUACACGCCCUAUCUCCAGCCUAGGCGAGGCACCCUUGUUCGAGAUGCAGUCUACUUCACAGUUCGGUGGGGUAAUCCAAUCGUCAAGUAUGACUUGGGCAAGAAUUGCUUAUCCAUGAUUGACCCACCGGCAGAGGACGUGUACUACGUUUCUCUCAUGGUGACGGAGAACAGUUCACUGGGCUUUACCUGCACUCGGGAUUCCAGCCUUUAUAUGUGGUCAAGGAAGGUGGAUACAGAAGAAGCUGCUGACUGGGUACAAUGCAGGGUCAUUGAGCUGGAGAAAACAAUUCCUGUUGCCAAUCCUGAUGACAAACCAGUUGUGGUCGGCUUUGCGGAGGGUGUGGGUGUCAUCUUCAUCAGCACAUGUGUUGGCUUAUUUAUGAUCAAGCUCAAGUCAGGGUUGGUCAGGAACGUUGGCGAGGCCGGAGUCUACUUUAGCGUCCUACCUUACAUGAGCUUCUACACUCCAGAUCGUGGCAGAAUGUUGUCGCUGGCAAGGACUAACUGAUCGCCGAUGCGCCGCACAGCAGUGGUACAAUGCAUAAUGGACAAAUCCAUCUUCUGGAGUGUGCUGCUGUUGCCUUUUUUUUGGAGCUACUACUAUCAAGUUGGUCUGCUUUCGUUAGCGGUAACUAAGCAUGGCGAUUGCAAGUUUGGUUGUUGUUGUUCAAUUCAUCCUUAUCAUGUGGCCGGUCAGAGACCAGAGACUUGCGUUUCAGUUUCGUAUGUUGCCUUCUUAUCUGUUGAGCAGUUUUAAGCAGGAGCGGUGCAAGUCAUCAUGUUUAUGUGUUUGUGCUGCGAAUUGUCCUGCUUACAUUGAGCACAAACCGUACUUGUUGGAUAUGUCGGGCUGACAUAUUUGAGUUACUGUUUGGUUAAAUGCUUGAGUCAGCCACAUGAAACUAAACUUAUGUGGGCCUCUAAUUUCUGGAAAAAAAAAGGAAGUGUCAUUCAA